Culex pipiens pallens (northern house mosquito) is the source of this 1305-nucleotide messenger RNA. RefSeq lists its product as uncharacterized. The record is from RefSeq and is a predicted model, not a curated record. Lineage: Eukaryota; Metazoa; Arthropoda; Insecta; Diptera; Culicidae. Bases 515 to 883 code for a protein of 122 amino acids. The transcript is spliced from 3 exons.
AUUUCAACAAUCAUCUUGCAAAGUUCUUUGUCAUACUGGUCAUGUGUAACAUAAUCACCUGCAACUUUUUUAGAUUGAAGUAAGAAUACGCAUUUAACGGUGCACAUCAACCAGAGCUUUUGCACCCAGAUUUUUGUUACAGACAUUUUAGUAUCUCCAAAACUAUAGUGAACUGAGAGAAAAGCUCCUAAUAAUACCAUAAGUUAAGUCUUAUGAACGAGGUCCCAGCUGUGUCCAUUGAGGCCCUAACGAAAUUUAUAAUUAAGCUUAUGAAAGCAUUAGCAAAGCUUAUGAGAUCAGAUCGAAUCAGCGCAUGCAUUACAUAAGAUUUUCCAAUGCUGUUCGACCAAUGCCAUGUUGUUGUUUUUUUAUAGGAACUGGCAACAAAGUUCAUAAGAUUUUCCUAUGGAUUUUAUAGCUUGGAUAUUCGCUAUUUACAAAUGUCAGCAGUGUGAAAAUAGCUUAAGACAAUUUUAUUUCACCCAAACUUUAAAAUGGCGUCGGAAGAGCAAACAUGUGGGAAGUUGUUUCCGAGUGGAGGACACGUAACGACCUUGACUUCAAGUUAAUAAUCGUAGCCGAUUCCGUAGGCUCGGUCCAGAUCAAUAGUGAAAACGAAGCGACGAGCCCAUCCCAGAGUGCAAUUUCACCGAUCGAGACGCCAGUUGGAGGCUCCGGCAAGGACGGCAUCUUGUGCCCCCCGGACAGAACGGACUCGCAAAAUUUAACACCGAUCCGGUGGAAUAAAUCCCGAGCUUCAGCGAGAGUGACGCGACGAGCUCUUCCCGGAAAACAAUUCUGUAGAGACGCCAGUUGGAGGCUCUUGCACGUCCCGGAUCGCCGGGCCGAUCUGGUGCGGAAGCGGAGAAAUCCGGGAAAGUAAAGAGGACAUCCCAGUGAACCUGCCUUGGCGCGACUCUUCGGGGACCGGUGAUGAAAACGGAUUAGAGAGCAUCGUUCUGGAGAACAUUGGCCUUCACAGUUUUCCAAUCGAAUUUAGAGCUCAAUUUGAUAUGUAUGCCAGUAUAAAACAAUAAAAAUAAAAGUCAUAAAAAACUUCUUACAAAUAUCAUAAGAAUGCUCUAUGAAAAUCACGAGUAAAAUUUACUAAUUAACACUGAUAUCCAUAAUAAAAUUAUUGUUGAAGUCAUAAAAAUCUUCGUACCAAUAUCAUAAGAUAGCUCGAUGGAAAUCUUAUGUGACGGCUUUGUCAAAUUUCCCCUCCCAGACAUAAGAAAAUCUUAUGACAUUCAAAUGAAAUCCUGAUGUCGAAUGGUCAUAAGACGUUCUUAUGGAUUUCGCCAG